GAAAAAUCGAUAAGUAGUAAGCAGUCAUGGAAACGACCCCCCCUCAAGCAAGUGGGAGGUGUUUAUGCAACUAAAGAAACGGAUUACACGAUCUUUCUUACGGAUUGUUACUUAAAAUCUCAAAUAUUCCAUCAAUUGGAAUUGCAGUUUGUUAGGAUUUUACUGGGAGAUUCAAGAACUAAAUUCUAGAAAUAUGAAAAUAUGAAAGAACUGUUUGGGCGUGAGUUUUAUUACAAGGAAACAAGAUCUUGUUUCAGCAGCUGCUAUUGUUACAGAUGUAAUUAUCGGACACUUGCAUCCUUCCUAAGCAUUUCCUUUUAAUGAAUUCAGACCUCAUAAACAUCAGCGGAAUAUGGGCCAUGACCAAUGUCACUCUGGAGACAAACGGAAACCAAUCGGACGACGCAGUCGUACGUCUGGCAGUCUAUGCAAUUCUGGCCAUUAUAGGAACCAUGCUAAACGUACUUCAAAUCAGCGCAUUGAUCGUUCAAUACGACUUACACCACUCCAGAAACACUCUGAUUGCCAACAAUGCCAUCUCUCACAUGAUCAUAACUUUGGUAGUGUAUUCGAGAAUUUGUAUUGAUAUAUUAUCCCGUAACAGUGAUAAAAUCCACAUUUGUCAUUGGUCCUGGUACGGCAGUUUGCUGACAUUUCUCACGGUUACCUUUAAUUAUUUAGCAAUUGCCCUCGAAAGUUUCGUUUACACCCAUAAAUUUUCCUAUCAUACCAAACAAUUAUUCUCUGGUAAAAAGUAUAUAAUAAUCAAUAUUGUUUCCAUUUGGUUAAUAUCUUUAAACUCCAUAACUUUUAUAAUCAUUAAAAACAAGUUAGACAUAUGUAAACAAAGCUAUUAUAACAACAGUCUGUACCUGUUAAUUCUGUCUCCUAUCAUCUUAACUCUAAUUCUCUUCAUAAAAUCCCUUCAUUCAUUAAAGGUGCAAAAUGAUCAUCUACCCAGCAACGAUAACGAACUGACAAAGAAAAGAUUUCAGUAUAAAUUACUGAAAAGUAACAGCAUUGCAUUUCUGUUAUUUUUAAUUCAGUGGUUGCCUUUGAUAUUCACUAUCCUUCUGUCCGAGCCUAAUGGCGUUUGGUACUCUGCCGUCGAGAACCUGUUGAUUCUGGCACAGAGCCACAGUUGCUUCUGGAGCCUGUGUUAUGUGUUCAGCAAUCACGCCUUCCAUCAAGCGUUUGCACGAAACAUUAGAUAUUUUUGUUUCAAAUCACAUGUAGAAUGCUCAAAAACGCUCCAGGAGAAACCUUAUGGUUCUGUUAGAGUCCACAUAGGAAUGGAAACCAGAGUCGGCGAACGGAAUCAGAAAUUCGAUAACGUUCUGUCGGCCAUGUUGCCGAACGAGAUGCCGCAAGCAAAAUCCGAACUGGAUUUCUUGUAAUAUUUUGAUUACCCAUGCAUGUUAAGGUGACUUUAACUGUCUUUUGGUCUUGCUGGAACAAAGAUGGCCUUAUAUGCUCAUUGUGGGUUUGACUUGGCCCACAACUGGUGACUGGAUAGUGAGAGAUGCAUUCCAAUAUAUCUUGGC
Centruroides sculpturatus (bark scorpion) is the source of this 1544-nucleotide messenger RNA. Its product is annotated as melatonin receptor type 1A-like. Gene Ontology annotation, biological process: G protein-coupled receptor signaling pathway. Gene Ontology annotation, cellular component: membrane. Lineage: Eukaryota; Metazoa; Arthropoda; Arachnida; Scorpiones; Buthidae. Gene Ontology annotation, molecular function: peptide binding; G protein-coupled receptor activity. The record is from RefSeq and is a predicted model, not a curated record. The transcript has 4 exons. The coding region runs from base 321 to 1397 and encodes 358 amino acids.